Messenger RNA from Solanum tuberosum (potato), 900 nucleotides. Its product is annotated as serine/threonine-protein kinase CDL1-like. The transcript has 3 exons. Gene Ontology annotation, molecular function: protein kinase activity; ATP binding. Gene Ontology annotation, biological process: protein phosphorylation. The annotation marks the transcript as partial. NCBI's taxonomy places the organism in Eukaryota, Viridiplantae, Streptophyta, Magnoliopsida, Solanales, Solanaceae. The record is from RefSeq and is a predicted model, not a curated record.
UACGAGCAGAUAGUCGCGAUCAAACAACUUAAUCUCGAAGGCCUUCAAGGGAACCAAGAAUUUGUUGUGGAAGUACUUAUGUUGAGUUUAAUGCAUCAUAACAAUCUCGUCAACCUGAUCGGAUACUGCACUCACGGAGAACAGAGGUUGUUGGUUUACGAGUUCAUGCCACUAGGCAGCCUGGAAAACCAUCUUUUCGAUUUAGAACCAGGAACGACGCCACUGAGUUGGAAGACAAGGCUAAAGAUAGCUGCAGGCGCAGCUCAUGGACUCGAGUAUCUACACAAAGCAAAUCCACCUGUCAUUUACCGUGAUUUGAAAUCUUCAAAUAUAUUAUUGGACAAUGAUUUCAAUCCAAAGCUGUCGGAUUUUGGACUCGCAAAGCUGGGACCUGUAGGUGACAACACUCAUGUUUCGACAAGAGUGAUGGGCACCUACGGAUAUUGUGCCCCCGAGUAUGCCAUGACUGGGAAGUUGACUCUGAAAUCUGAUAUCUACAGCUUCGGUGUUGUUCUAUUGGAGCUAAUAACGGGACGAAAAGCUUAUGACACCUCUAAAAAACAAGGAGAACAGAACCUUGUUGUUUGGUCUAAUCCUUUCCUCAAGGACCGGAGGAAAUACAUUCAUUUGGUAGACCCGAUGUUGGAUGGUCAAUUCUCUUCUCGUUGUUUGCACCAUGCUGUUGCUGUUACUGCAAUGUGUCUUCAAGAACAAGCCAGUUUUCGCCCCAGCACUACUGAUAUUGUUACCGCGCUUGACUAUCUUCUACUUCAAGCACAACACUCAGGUACACAUAGAGGUGGUUCACAAUCUGGCAAGCACAUACCGCCUCCAUCAACAGAAGAGUUUAAUGUCAGUUCACGAAAUCGAAGCUAUGACAACAUGGCUAUUACAUUUUAA